AUGAACUCUGCAUUCUCUUCUCUCAUUAGCUUCUUUCUCGGUUUCAUUUUGUCUUCUUUGCACUCAUCUCUCUCGCAGGUUUGGUCUCUUCCUAUAACCCUCUUCUUCUGUCUCAUUAAUUCACCUAUAAGCCUUGCGUCUCCUGGCUUGUGCUCUUAUUGCUUCACAGAGUUGCUGAAAUGCCUCGUCACCGCUUCUCUUGUAUGUACCGUCAUAUCUAGAUGUCCGAGACUUCGCAGCAGUUUUCAGCCGGCCAGGGAGCAGGAAGCCUUCCUGAUUCGCGACUUUGACGCGCCCAGUCAUGUCGACCAAGCCCAGCAGCUGACGGGACCCAGCAGCAGUAGCAGCAGAUUCAUUCGAUCACCACUCUUCAAGGCUCCACUCACUUCACUCUUUGCUACUGACUUCUCUCUGAGACGCCAGCUCACACCUGCAGCUUCCAGCACUCCAGCAGCCUCCAGCUCACCCCUGCGGCGAUCUACUGACGUCCCGCUACCUAUUCCAGCACCCGCUGACAAUCUAAUCCAGUGCCCACUGACAUCCAGCGCCCGAUAA
Acanthosepion pharaonis is the source of this 555-nucleotide messenger RNA. The record is from the annotation of a GenBank genome assembly. NCBI's taxonomy places the organism in Eukaryota, Metazoa, Mollusca, Cephalopoda, Sepiida, Sepiidae.